UGCACUUGGAUAGGAGUCAGGGCGCUGUUUGGAAUUGAGCCAGAGCGACGGUUAUCCAAACACCGGUGUAGGUUGUUUGUAGCAACCGGAGUAGCGACACGACGGCUUAACAGCACUUUAUGAAUUUGGUGUUUAUAAAUAUUACUGUCUUUUAUGAAGCUCAAUGUGUGCAGAAUUAAAUAAUGAAUCUGGGUGAUGGCCUGAUGUUUGAACUUGAGAAUGGGAAGCCCAAGCUCGUGUUAGCCCACUAUGGUGAGUCAAAGGCCUCCAGCAAAAUGGGAUUUUGUCAAGUCCCUCAGAAGAACAGACCAGCGAAAGCCGCAGCCACCUCCAAACAGGGUCCUAAAGAAGAGGAAAGAUGGCAGAGAGACAGGAAGUGCCGAGAUGCUGGAGGUGUCAAUCACGCUGUCAAUGGCCGAAAGACCAAAGUGAAGAGCAGGACUGAUCACUGCAGCAUCAUUGGGGUGGUCAGGCUGCAGUCAGAGAGCAAAACCAAGUCCACCAAUGAAACGUCCAAUGUCACAGAGAAGACUGUAAAGGAGAGCUUAGUGUGUUUAACUCAAGAACAACUUCAGCAGAUCCUCAGCAGCAUCAAGGCGUCAGGGCAAAAUGUCCAAGACGACUCUACAGCUCACAACCAGAAUGGAGCAGCUACAAAGGAGGAAGAAAGUGAAACAGUGACUAGUGUAACUGGAAAGGACCAACAAAUAAACUCACAAAGAAAUGAGGAAAAAACCCUGAGCGAUUCCACCCCAGCAGGCCUGUUCAGCACUUUUGGAGAACGUGAGCAGAAGAGAGACAAGCUCAAGGCUAAAAAAGCACAAUGGAGAAGAGAGCUAGACGAGCAGAUGGCACUUAAAAAGCAGCAGAAAGAGAGCGCAGAGGUUCUGGCUCAUAGUGAUCAACGGAGAGGCACGGAAGCUGGACCGAGAUCAGGUGACCAGCUCUCAGCGGUGCAAGAGGACAGAAUAAAACAGCCUGGCACAGAAAUCGCAAAUAACCGGCCACCAGCUCCUCAGACACACAGCAAUCCAAAGCCUCUUCCGUCUGCUAUCCGCUCAGCGUUUGUACUGGGGGAAGCUGUGCCACUGGAGCGGGCAUUCAGUGAAGAGAAGAAAGAGCAGCAGAGACGCUGGUUGCAGGACAUAGAGCAGCAGAGAGAGGAAACCAAACUGCGCAGGAAGCUGGAGAAACAGAGCCAGAGCCAGGCAGAGGAUCACGAUCGCUGGGCCAUGCACUUUGACUCGUUUCAGCGGCGUCUCCCAGUACAGCCUCCUUCCGCUGCAGAGCUUGAUGUGGGCAGCUCCCUCUCCCAUCACCGCUCCCCCUCUCAGGCUCUAUCCACUGCCUGGGAAGCCAUGAGCGCAUAUGGAGGGGACAGUAUGGGCAGAGCCAGUGUGGACACCACUCAGGGCUUUCAGCCGAAGUCAAGCUACCUGCGUACCAUGACAGCACUGCUAGAUCCAGCUCAGAUAGAGGAGAGAGAGAGGAAGCGUGUGAAACAGCUCGAACAUCAGCGAGCUAUCGAGGCUCAGGUGGAGGAGCGGAGGCGACAGAAAGAGAAAGAAGCAGCUACUCGGCAAGCCAUGGAGCAGGAGGAAGAGCGCCGAAUCGCUAAAGAGAGGGAACUUCUGCAGCAGCAGUACCUGAGAGACACUCAGCUACAGAGACAAAAAGAGGAGUUACAGUCACGCAAAACAGAGGAGCUGUAUCUGAGUGUACAGAGGGCAUCAGAGGAAGCACAGAAAGACAAACACCUACAGAGAAUUAGAGACCUGGUGAAGAAAGGCCAUGAUGUUUCUAACCUGUUGCGGAGUGAAACUACCUCACAGGCAUUGACCGGUCAAGGUUCAGAGAGUUUGACUACAUUGGACACCAUAACAGAGGCUCCACACACAGCCAAGAAAGACACCGCAGUUCAGACAGAAAUAAAUCCAGGUAGCCCAUUCCCUGAGACCAACGGAGGCAUUCAAACUACAGUUGAGUACAAGGCUCCUCCUGAUAUUAAAAGAUCCAGACGUGAAGCCAGGCUGGUCGAAAAGAACAGUGGAAAGGAGAACAUGUGCAUGGCCAUCAAAGGAGGAGAUCCUUACGAAGCCUAUGCCCGAACAGACCGAAACCAGGGACAACAGCAGCUCCUCAGGAGACCAGAGUGGAACACACAGAGGCCCGGGAAGGCGUUUGUUCCUGCGUCAGAGCGUUACCCUGCCGCCCUGCAGAGGCACAGGCAGGAGAACAGGAUGCGCAGGCAGAUGGAGCUCAUGACCUUGGUGGAGCGGAACACACUUUCCAGAACGCCACAGCAAGCAAUGCCUGCACGUUCUGGAAAUCCAUCUCGCAUUCAGCGGCACUCGAACUCAGCUCAUCAGAAAGAUGGGGAUUCACAUAGAGUACAAUCUGUCAGUCAAAACAGAGUUUCCUCGCCUCCUGUCCCUGCCGUGAAGCACAGGCUCCAGCUUCUUCCUCCAUCCUGUGCAGGGGAACAGUCAGAGAGCUGUGGAUGGCCUCCAUCAUCUGAUUAUGUCCCAUACGUGCGCACAGACGAGGUUUAUCACCUGGAUCCUCUUGCCCCAAUCUCCAGACCCGCCACACACGAAGGAACACAGAAGAUACAUUCAGAUGUGAGCAGCAGCAGACAGCACACACCUCUGGUGCAGCGGGAUCCUCUCCUACACCCUGAGCUGCUGAAGAGCACAGAGAGACAGCAAGCUAUUCUCAAAGGCUUGUCUGAACUCAGACAGGGCCUGCUGCAGAAACAGAGAGAGCUAGAAACCAGCCUAAGUCCUUUACUGCAGGGGCAAAGCAGAACCCACUCACCAGCUUUCCAGCCCCCAUGAGAGAACCACAAAUUUCCAUUCAGAGUAUGAUAUACACCAGCACUUUACUGUCCACAGUGAACACACACUAUGGAUCCGAAUGAUUUCAUUUCUGCAGCACCUACUGCAAAUUACACAUGCACUUUUCAUUGACCGGGGUUGUUUUUAAACAGUUCCUAAAGGUAAAUACCUAUUUCUCUUUAUGCUGAUGUACUGAAUUUAGCUGAACUGAUAAUUAGUGUGGUUAAUUUUAUUGGUUAAGGUAUUAUUUAUUGGGUUGCUAAUUAUGACUGUGUUCACUUGAACUGCAUUUAUGACUUGAUGAAUUUGAUGGUGAAUUUCUCACCAUUUUCAACCAGGUACUUUAAGGUUUUAAUGUGAAUUAAAGUAUUUUUGACUUUGGUAAA
Molecule: messenger RNA, 3223 nt
Organism: Pangasianodon hypophthalmus (striped catfish)
Lineage: Eukaryota; Metazoa; Chordata; Actinopteri; Siluriformes; Pangasiidae
Gene: ccdc66
Product: coiled-coil domain containing 66
Exons: 19
Coding region: 183-2837 (884 amino acids)
Biological process (GO): cilium assembly
Cellular component (GO): microtubule; cilium
Molecular function (GO): microtubule binding
Source: RefSeq, a predicted model, not a curated record